This is a messenger RNA of Nicotiana tabacum (common tobacco), 1501 nucleotides long. RefSeq names its product protein IQ-DOMAIN 3-like. The record is from RefSeq and is a predicted model, not a curated record. Lineage: Eukaryota; Viridiplantae; Streptophyta; Magnoliopsida; Solanales; Solanaceae.
AUGGGGAAAAAGGGAAGCUGUUUUUCUGCAGUAAAAAAGGUUCUUUGUACUAAGAACAAGAAGAAAGAGAAGCAAAACCAAAAAUCUAGAAAAUGGUUCCAGAAGCAGAAGAACGCGGACUUGGAUUCUUCCGGUGCACAUACCACAACAGCGGAUCCUGCAGCCGCUCCUCCUAUAGAGCAGAUGAGAUUCGCGGAAGCCGAGAAUGAGCAAAAUGAGCAUUCCUACGCUGGUGCGCUUGCUACUGCUGUUACAGCACGUGAAUUAGGUGAAUCGAAGGAAGAGUUUGCAGCUAUCAUGAUAGAAACAGCUUUUCGUGGAUAUAUGGCUAGGAGGGGAUUCAGGGCUUUGAGAGGACUAGUGAGGUUGAAGAAAAUGGUUGAAGGGCAAUCUGUCAAACGGCAAGCCACUUCUGCUUUAAGGUACAUGCAUACAGUAGCUCGUGUUCAAUCUGAGAUUCAUACCAGAAGAAUUAGAAUGUUAGAGGACAAGAUGGCUCUCUUCCAACAGAAGAACGAGAAGGAGCAGGAGAAGUUGAUAGCAUCCAAAUUUGGGGAUAUUUGGAAUGACAGCACACAGUCAAGGGAACAAGUUGAAGCAAACCUCCAAAGCAAGCAGGAGGCUGCCUUGAGAAGGGAAAGGGCUUUGGCUUAUGCAUACACACAUCAGAAAACACAGAGGCAUCCUUCAAAAGCUACAAAUCAGACAUUCACGGACUCGAAAAAUCCCCAGUGGGGCUGGAGUUGUUUGGAGCGACGGAUGGUUUCACGCCUAUGGGAAGACAAAAGUGCAUUUGACAAAGAACUUAACAGUAUUCAACACACUGCAAAGCUCCCAACCAACCAUGCCACUUCUGUUGGUGAAUUUGAUCACUCUCGUCGUGAUUUUCACCUUGACAAUGUGCCUUCUCCAACCGCUCAUAAACAAAGCCAAUCACCAUCAACACCUCGGUCAACGCCAGUGAGAAUAAGGCUAGCAAACCCAAGGAGAAGUAGUAAUGUGGAUGGAGACUCAAGAAGCAUUGCCAAUGGUCAGUCGGAUCGUGGAAGGAGGCAUAGCAUAUCGUCAAUUAGAGAACACGAAAGCCUCGCGAGAUUCCCACAUGUUCCUAGUUACAUGGCAGCAAAAGAAUCAGCAAAGACGACCAAGUUGCAUUUACCAAGUUCAUUGGAUUUCAAGAAGAAUGGAACACCAGAGAAGGGAACAUGUAAUUCUGCAAAGAAACGAUUGUCUUUUUCGACAUCUCCUCGUGGUCCAAGGAGGCAUUCUGAUCCACAAAGUUAGAGGUGUGAAAGGAAGUAUUUUUUGAUAGCAAGUUACAAAGAGAAGAAGGCCUAAUACUUUGGCUUUUCUUCUUCAAAAACUUUCUCGGUGGAAUUGAACAAGGGCGAGUUUCAACUAGAGAAAUUGUUAAAUGCCAUUUGCAUUGCUUCUAACAUUAUGCAUUGCUGCAUCCAAUGAUUGUUUUCUAGUGAUAAUGAGCAUUUUUCAUUGGCUCCAA